Molecule: messenger RNA, 342 nt
Organism: Rhineura floridana
Lineage: Eukaryota; Metazoa; Chordata; Lepidosauria; Squamata; Rhineuridae
Product: keratin, type II cytoskeletal 8-like
Exons: 1
Coding region: 37-327 (96 amino acids)
Source: RefSeq, a predicted model, not a curated record
UUUGUCCUUUUGAAGAAGGAUGUGGAUGAGGCCUACAUGAACAAGGUUGAGCUGGAGUCCCGUCUGGAAUGCCUGACUGACGAGAUCAACUUCCUGAGGCAGCUGUAUGAUGAGGAGCUGCGUGUAAUGCAGUCUCAGAUCAAUGACACUUCUGUGGUCUUGUCCAUGGAUAACAACCGCAGCCUGGACUUGGAUGGCAUCAUUGCCGAGGUCAAAGCACAGUAUGAAGACAUUGCUGCCAAGAGCCGGGCUGAAGCAGAGAGCAUGUACCAGAUCAAGGUGAGCCACCACCCCCUGCACACAUACACCUGGUUUACUACUGGGUGAUGAGGGCUGGGCUGG